This is a messenger RNA of Linnemannia hyalina, 969 nucleotides long. Lineage: Eukaryota; Fungi; Mortierellomycota; Mortierellomycetes; Mortierellales; Mortierellaceae. The record is from the annotation of a GenBank genome assembly.
AUGUCUCCUGCCAAGUCUGUUAUCCUCGUCACCGGCGGCUCCGGUCUCGUCGGCAAGGCCAUCCAGUGGGUCGUCGAGAACGACUCCAAGUACGGCGGCCGUGAGGGCGAGGAGUGGGUUUACCUCACCUCCAAGGACGGCAACUUGAUUGACCCUGCUGCGACCAAGGCCAUCUUCGAGAAGUACCGCCCCACCCAUGUCAUCCACUUGGCUGCCAAGGUCGGCGGUCUUUUCGGCAACAUGGCUGCUAACCUCGAUUACUUCCGCGACAACUUGCUCAUCAACGACAAUGUCUUGCACAAUGCUAAGGAGUUUGGUGUCAAGAAGGUCGUUUCGUGCCUGUCGACCUGCAUUUUCCCCGACAAGACUUCCUACCCCAUUGACGAGACCAUGGUUCACCAGGGUCCUCCCCACGACUCUAACUACGGUUACUCUCACUCCAAGCGCAUGGUCGAUGUCAUGAACCGCGCCUACAACCAGCAGUACGGAUGCAACUUCACCUCGGUCAUCCCCACCAACGUCUUUGGACCCCACGAUAACUUCCACUUGGUCAACUCGCACGUCAUCCCCGGUUUGAUCCACAAGUGCUACUUGGCCCAGGAGAACGGCACCCCUUUCAUCAUGGCCGGAACUGGUCGCCCUCUCCGUCAGUUCAUCUACUCCCGCGAUCUCGCCAAGCUCUUCAUCUGGACCCUUCGCGAGUACCAGGAGAUCACCCCUCUUAUCUUGUCUGUCCCCGAGGAGGAGGAGGUCUCCAUCAAGCAGGUCGGAGACUCGAUUGUCAAGGCUAUGGGCUACAGUGGCGACUACCGCUUCGAUACCUCUAAGGCCGAUGGCCAGUACAAGAAGACUGCCUCCAACAAGAAGUUGAUGAGCCUCAACCCUGACUUCCAGUUCACCCCCUUCGAUGUCGCCCUUAACGAGACCGUCGAGUGGUUCAAGGAGAACGUUGACACCAUCCGCAAGUAA